Messenger RNA from Carassius gibelio (silver crucian carp), 1807 nucleotides. RefSeq names its product dynactin subunit 5. NCBI's taxonomy places the organism in Eukaryota, Metazoa, Chordata, Actinopteri, Cypriniformes, Cyprinidae. The coding region runs from base 76 to 624 and encodes 182 amino acids. The record is from RefSeq and is a predicted model, not a curated record. The transcript is spliced from 6 exons.
AAUAGCGAGGGAGCGGUUGACAGCUGCUGGUUGUAUGAAGUGGUUCGCCAGCAAAACAACAAUAAUUGUGCAGAGAUGGAGCUGUGUGAAAUAUUAUACAACAAGGCUGAAUACAUCGAGACGGCAUCAGGGAACAAAGUCAGCAGACAGUCGGUUCUUUGUGGCAGUCAAAACAUAGUUCUCAAUGGAAAAACCAUCGUGAUGAAUGACUGUAUCAUCAGAGGAGAUCUCGCUAAUGUCAGAGUCGGACGCCACUGUGUCAUUAAAAGUCGCAGUGUGAUCAGACCUCCGUUCAAGAAAUUCAGCAAAGGCGUGGCUUUCUUCCCCUUGCACAUUGGGGAUCAUGUGUUCAUCGAGGAGGACUGUGUGGUCAACGCUGCACAGAUAGGAUCAUAUGUCCACAUUGGCAAGAACUGUGUUAUUGGUCGGCGCUGUGUUUUGAAGGACUGCUGUAAGAUUCUGGAUAAUACUGUCCUUCCUCCAGAGACAGUGGUUCCUCCAUUUACAGUAUUCUCUGGCUGUCCAGGUCUAUUUUCAGGAGAGCUCCCUGAAUGUACACAGGAACUGAUGAUAGACGUUACCAAGAGCUACUACCAGAAAUUCCUCCCUCUCAGCCAGAUCUAGGACUGACCUUUAGUUUGGGUCUUGCUCACUUUCAUUCUGGGACCAAAGGAACUGAUGUGGACUAAUAUUCCCCAAUCAUCUUUAGCUCUAAGUAGGGGUACAUUUUAAAUAUCGGCCGAUAAUUAAUGUGCAUCUCGUCAGUAAAGUGAGUUCUGUAAUCAGCGGUAAAUUCCAUCAGGUGCGCGAUUUCACAUAGAGCAGCUGUUACUACACAGAGCCGUUGUUAAAUGACAAGCUGCACAGCUUAAUUAUCGGCCAAUAUUUAUUGUGCACACCUAGCUCUAAGCUACAGCAGUAAAUAUCGAACAACAAAUACAUACCACUAUCAGUGUGUUCAAAAUUGUAUCCACUUGCAGUAAAAAUCCAAUGUUAAUAUAGAAAAUUAAAUUAUAAAAUAUGUGACUUGUACACGGAACAGUUUUUUUUUUUUUUUUUUUUCAGUAUUUUUAGUUUUCUGUUAAUGUUUCAUAUAAUGUCAGUGGAUAUUGCAGUCCUAUUGGCAUGGCUGAGAAAAAUAGCAACACAGUGAUUAGCUGUUAGACUGAAGGGCCUUUAUUUAUUAAACUUUAACAUUUCUGCAACACUAAACAUUUUCUCUUUGUAUAAACAGAGUACAGAUGGUAAUAAUUAAAUGCUUUUUUUGUUUUAAAAAAAAAACUGUCUAUAUUGAAUGUUUUUUUGGGGGGGCUUUAACCUAACAGCAUGCUCCUUUUGUAAGGUGCAGUCACAUUAGUGAAAUUUUGGUGGGCAAAAAAGGAUGACUAUUGUUAAUAGUGAAGCAACGUAUGAAGCACAGCUCACACAAAGAUCACAUUCAAAUCAAGCAGCUUUCUGAAGAACACAGAGAGUCCAUAAAAGCAACGGCACAAAAUUGUUCAGUAACGUUUGCAAGAUUCGGUGGGUGAUUCAGAUUUCUCUUGGCACAGUGAUUAGAAGACUUACAAUUGUCAGACAGGUUGCUCACUUCACAUCUAACGUUAUGUCAUCAAGCUCAGUUUGAGUCUGCCAAGUAAGCUCGACCCCCAAGUGCGUGUUUCUAAUCUCUAGGCUUCUAAUGACUUCACUUGUCUCCGUUGAAUCCAAUGGGGUCGCUGUGUCCAUUUCUUUUACUAUGGCUUUUGUAAGAUCCCAUGAGUAACUGGCAGACAGAGUAAGUUUCAAAAUAAAAGCCUCAGUAGUUCAA